Messenger RNA from Cajanus cajan (pigeon pea), 1273 nucleotides. It is a transcript of the gene CBSX3, whose product is annotated as Cystathionine beta-synthase (CBS) family protein. The record is from RefSeq and is a predicted model, not a curated record. NCBI's taxonomy places the organism in Eukaryota, Viridiplantae, Streptophyta, Magnoliopsida, Fabales, Fabaceae.
CCUUAUCUCUUCAUUUCAUCUAUGUACCCUUCUUUUCUUUCAGCCCUGUGCUGCUUUCUAAAUGAAGGAUCUGAAUGGGUUUUUGAGUUCUGCUUUAUAUCAUAUGUUAUUUCGGGUUAUCAUCAAUGAAGUCUAACUGUCUAAGGGUCAUUUAAUCCGAAAGGGAUACAAGUUGGUCAGUUUUGAAAUGGAAUGAAGGAUUUUUUCAAGGGUUUAUUUUUAGUUAAUGUUGUGUUGAUGCUGAUGUGUGUGGUGGUGAACUGUCUUGAUUGAUUUGGUUUCUGGGGGACCCGUUUGGAUUUUGUACACUUCUUUUCAAAUAUAUAUCCAUCCAUGAACCUUUGGUGAUCAAAGAAAAAAAAUUUUAAUAGAAAGGAGAGACAGCGAAAAUGCAAGGAGGAUUGCGAUCAUUUUUGUCGCAUGGGAAUGUCAUAAAAAAUGCUGUUUUGCAACGGGUUCGCAUGGUGAAUCCCAUGAUGCAGUCAGUUGCCUCUUCACGGUUUGAAUCUGUUACGCCUGCUCGCAUUGAGGAGCAUGGUUUUGAGAGCACCACAAUUGCAGAUAUCUUGAAAGAUAAAGGCAAGGGUGCAGAUGGCUCCUGGCUGUGGUGCACCACAGAUGAUACUGUUUAUGAUGCUGUUAAAUCGAUGACCCAAAACAAUGUUGGAGCUUUGGUUGUUGUGAAACCUGGUGAGAAGAAGGCAAUUGCAGGGAUUAUAACAGAAAGAGAUUACCUGAGAAAGAUCAUCGUCCAGGGAAGAUCAUCCAAGUCUACUAAGGUUGGGGAUAUUAUGACUGAAGAGAACCAACUUAUCACAGUCACCCCUGAUACCAGAGUUCUUCAGGCAAUGCAACUGAUGACUGAUAAGAGAAUCAGGCACAUCCCUGUGAUUGAUGCAAAAGGGAUGAUUGGCAUGGUGUCAAUUGGAGAUGUGGUCCGUGCUGUGGUACGUGAGCACCGACAAGAGGUGGAGCGUUUGAACGCUUUUAUACAAGGCGGUUAUUAGAUUAUGAUGAUGAAAAUCCCUCAAGGUCAAGGGCACUCAAGCUAAUUUGGAUUAUGUAAUAAGCUUGAGUGCUUGUAAAUAUGUUAUGGCCACAGAGCCUUCCUGUUUGCUUUCCUGUAAUUUCAGUUUCAUGGAGGAGUAGCAGCAUGUUAAUAAUCACAACUGGAUGGAUGCAGUUUGAAUUUGUUUUCAACCAUGUUUCACUAUUGACAUAAUGGAUCUUUAACUUGCAUACUUUGCAAAUGCUGCCUUCUUUUACUAUAUCA